Fomitopsis serialis is the source of this 1341-nucleotide messenger RNA. RefSeq names its product general substrate transporter. Bases 1 to 1341 code for a protein of 446 amino acids. The transcript is spliced from 13 exons. Gene Ontology annotation, cellular component: membrane. Gene Ontology annotation, biological process: carbohydrate transport; transmembrane transport. The record is from RefSeq and is a predicted model, not a curated record. Gene Ontology annotation, molecular function: carbohydrate:proton symporter activity. NCBI's taxonomy places the organism in Eukaryota, Fungi, Basidiomycota, Agaricomycetes, Polyporales, Fomitopsidaceae.
AUGCCGGUCUCGCCAAAGGUUUACACUUGGCUCUGCGGCCUAUUCGCGGCACUGGGGUCUGUGACGUUUGGGUAUGACCUCGGUAUCAUUGCUACAGUAGAGUCCAGCGACGACUUUCUCUUGAAGACGGGGAACCCGACCGAGACCCAGCUGGGACUUAUCACAGGAUGUCUCUGUUGGCUUGCCAGGAACAUUUACGUCGGAUCCUUUGCCGACACCUUCGGACGCCGUCUGACGAUCUUGGCCGGCUGUAUCGUCUUCCUCAUCGGCGGCGCGAUCCAGACAGCAGCACAGAACAUCGGUUACAUGUACGGCGGGCGAUUUCUCGCCGGGAUGGGCAUCGGCAUGUUGGCCAUGCUCGCACCUUUGUACCAGGCUGAGAUCGCGCACCCGAGCAUCCGUGGCCGUCUGACGACGCUGCAACAGUUCAUGCUCGGAAUCGGUUCCUUGAUUGCAUCCUUCAUCGGGUACGGGUGCUACCAUGGCUUGACGGGCCAGGCGCAGUGGAGAGUUCCGCUGGAGGCGCUGCUUGUACUCGGUCGGCUUCAUGCACACGGGGACAUCACGGACCCCUUCGUCGUGAGCGAACACUUGGAGAUCCUCGAACAGCUCUUCGGCAUCCCAAGCAACUUCAGACGUCUCGUUCUCGGUGUCGCAUCCAGUUCAGCAUCAAUGACCGGCGUGAGCUGCAUCCAAUACUACGCGCCGACGAUCUACGCGAGCAUCGGGAUCGACACCUCGACCACGCUCGGGCUGCAGUCCGGCAACUCCGUGCUGUGCAUCUGGUACAUCGACCGGCUCGGCCGGCGCAAGGUGUUCGUGUGGGGGAACGCGCUCUGCGGGCUGACGUUCGUCGUCGGGACGAUCAUCAUCGCGCGCUUCCCCGCGGGCUCGAAUAACCCGAACGCGAGCAGGGCGUUCGUCGCGAUGACGUGGUUGUUCAACUUGGUGUUCUCGGCGUGUUGCGGACCUCUGUCGUGGGCGCGCAACCGCGCUAAAGCUACAGCGAUCACGUCCUCCGCCGCAUGGAUCUCAAACUUCAUGAUCGCGCAAGUCAGCCCUCCCGCAUUCACCACAGUCGGCUGGAAGUUCUACCUCACCUUCGCGAUCUGCGGCUUCACGAACGCGCUCUUCUUCUGGGCCUUCCUCCCCGAGACGAGGGGCAUCCCCCUCGAAGAGCUCGACAGCUACUUCGAGAGCGUGCCGGUCUUCGUUCCUGGCUCGCACGUCGCGCUCAAGGACCCCAAUGAGCGCGAGGCGGAGCUCUAUGAGGGCAAGGUGCACGUCGCGGGCGCACCAGUUCAGGAGAAGAUGGAUAACGAGGAGAUCGAAAAGGUGUGA